Opisthorchis viverrini is the source of this 3317-nucleotide messenger RNA. RefSeq lists its product as hypothetical. The annotation marks the transcript as partial. The transcript is spliced from 11 exons. The record is from RefSeq and is a predicted model, not a curated record. NCBI's taxonomy places the organism in Eukaryota, Metazoa, Platyhelminthes, Trematoda, Opisthorchiida, Opisthorchiidae.
AUUGACCUUUCCCUCAGCCGCACCUCCACACACGGAAACCCCGUCAUCAUCAAUACGUGUGGCCAAAGCCAAUCCCAAGACAAAACAGCCAUUCUCUCCCAUCUCCGCGUUUCUGGAGUCCAGGAAGACGAACCGUCCGCCGUUGCUGGACACCAGAAGUGUUUUUCUACUUCGUUGCAAGGUUGGAGAAGAUGAAUGGGACACCAUUGAAAACUUUACGGUAAUUCAACCGACGGUGCACUACAACAACUGGCCGCCAGAAGUCCAACGACUAAGUGGUCGUUCUGCCAGAUGGUGCGAGGACCAAUUCGUGGAGCCAUCAACGGAUAGCGACCCCACGACAUUCAAUCACAAACGCCUAAGCACAGCAGUUUCACGAAACAAACGCGGAACAGCUCCCACCCAGAAGGAUGUCGAUUCGGUGGAACAAAUAAAGCAGAUUGAAAACUAUUGCGGUGGGGUGUGCAUUGCAACUGAGGAGCUAAAAGACCUGUUUGUUUUGGUGAUUGGCACAAAAGCGGAAAACUUUCUAAUCAAUCGUGACGGUGGCCUAUUUCGCUCACCGCUAUUGCAUCCGUUCUUGUCCGUACGAAUACCGAAACGGUCCUGUCUCUCGCCCAUAACAACAAGUUUCAAGGCGAUGGAAAUACGAACAAACUGGUCUCAGGCUGCAGUUCAGUUUGACCCACAGCUAGCCGAGGUCGAAGGAUGUUCAGACAUCUACGAAAUCGGGUUGGGCAAUGUAAUACUACGCCGACCAUCCACGGUGAGGAUACCGCUGCCGAAAUGGUUCAUCGAGCGAAGAAACAAGGCUCAUGAUAACUGGGAACAGGCCAGCACAACGGCCGGCAGUUCGGAACCGCAGGAGCCGAGUGCGCAUAGUCGAACGGCGGUGUCGGAUGGGACUUUCAACUAUGAGCGACCAUUGAUGCUACUUUACCAGUCAUCCGGACACAGACGUCAAAUUGUAUGGCAAGUGGCCACUCUUGACGACAUCCGGGAAGAUGUGGGACGUCGCAAAUCAAGAUUUCAAGUUUCACGUAAGGACACUCUGAACACGCAGAAAUGCAAAAUCGAUAAUCUCUACGCGCGCCUUGGAUGGAGCCACCUCACCGCGGGGAUUCGUGGUGGGCCUUGGCAUACGAUGAAACAACCACUGUACUUUACCAAGCGGACCGCGUUCUUUGAGACCAACAUAUUUGGCAAAUUUGUCCUGAUUGGAGCACGUGAUCCGGAACGCACACCUGCAAACAAGCUGGCGCACUUGAUGACGCGGGUUGAGGCACUGGCUUUCGCACCUCCCGGGGCUCUGAUGAUUUUUUUGCAAUUACAACCAAACUGUUGGCGUAUCAUGGCUAACAUCUACCCAGAAGAACAUUUGGCCGAUGCAGUGCAAGAACAAAUCCAUGCUGGAUUCAUCCCAUUGGUUCAGAUGGCAAAUGGACUUACUCGAAGGACCGUGGGUUUGUGCAAUGCCGUCAUCCAAGCGGCUGACACCUUCUCGGGAAACAGUCCACAAGAGGAGCAUGGAAAAAUCCGGAAGAUCCGUCCAUACCGCGUCAAUGGAACCGAUAUCAAUCACGUGCUGAUGUAUAGCGGUCUGUGCCUUGAGUUUCGAUUCACUGGAGACGUGCGCAUGCGGACCACCAGUCAUUUUGAGCCACUGUCCCAUGCAUUGCGGAAUAUGAAAUUGCCUGAAUCUGACGGAGAACAGGGACGUUUGGGAAAACGGGACGCCUCUUUGAGUUUACUGGACGAUCAACGACGAAAAGAUUCGACGCCCGUCAAGCGAGAUAUUUCUUCGUUACUCACAAAUACAGCCUGCUUGCAACAGCAUGAACUUCUGCAUGAGACUGCCUGUGUAGUGGAAAUCGAGCCGAUAAUGAACGAGGAAGCCAAAUACUGGAGGAAAAGUCAGGAAAAAUCCCAGUUUGUCACGGAACUUAUACGUAACGCACUCAAGAAGCAAGAAAACUCCGAGGAAUUUGACGAUGACGAUUCGAGCAGUGACGACAAUGGGGGUCGACGGAGCUCGUUAAGUGAAUCACAACCGCCCAUCCCGUAUCAGGGAGAUGAUACAGAAGUGGAUGAUAUUGUUCGAGAAGCUCAGGAAAUGGUGAUCCGGGACCAGCCUCUUCCAGUGACUGCCAUCAACUCCGAACUUUCCCGGCGUUUGUUCAACGUGAUGGAAAAGAACAAAAUAAAUCGUUCCUCGGCCUUUCUCCAAAAGGUUCACGAUAUGUAUCAUGCUGGCACUGUGGAAGUUUGGCUCGUACCUCCAAAAACCCUAUCUCAACUUGCGAUACCCAAAGAACCGGCGAGCGAGGUGGCACCAAAAACCGAUGCAUUCUCCACAAUCGGAUCGGAAGCCGGUCAGGCCAUCUCGGGUUCGGAAACUGCUGUUCAAGAGGAACAGUCGGGAGAAAUAGCUGAGGGUGAACACCAAGAUGCCGAUGAGCAAUCUCCGGAUUACAACAAUGAAGAAACACACAACGCAAUUCGAUGGAAUCCAGUUGGUCCGGCAGCGAACACUGAUGGCAAAUCUGUCCAUUUACCCGAGAUGGUACAACACGCGAACAAGCCACUGGCGGUGUACAAUAUACUGAUCGAUCCUGACCUGGCACUAAGCUACGUGAGAAUACCUGUGGCACGAAGUACAAUAUCUCCAAUGAACCAGAAGAAAGGAGGGCACGGAACGUCUCGGUCAUCCGGUCGUUCCCCUAAAAGAAGACAACGAAAUGUUAGCGCGACUGGAACGCGGAGGGCAGCGGCUUCGGUGGUGAAGGCAACUCCCGUGCACUCCUACUCUGCAGACAGUGAAUCUAGGAGUAUGAGAGACGAAGUGAAAAGCCGGUCAAACUCGCCGAUGAUCGAUGAGCUACGCAACUUGACAAAGCCACUGAUGCAGUCACUGGCUGGAUAUAUUCGUGAACCGGAAAAAUUACUCUCAGCACUUGGUCUGCCUCAAGAGGAAUCCGAUCGGAUUCGAGCGCGAAUAGCUCAACCAAACGAGUCUUCGCCCAACCGCAUUGCGUACGAAACAAUCAAGACCUGGAAGUCAUGUUACAUGAACCGGCGAAUUCAACUUGUUGCGUCCAGGUGUGGCAGCACAACUGCUGGUGACAACAGGUCCGAAACGACAGGAAGACGCUCACCACUGAACGAUUUGAUGGAUGUCCUUCAGUCUUUGGGCUAUUUCGAGGCGGCGGAACUAGUCAGCCAAAUCAAACUCGAGGAUACAGACGAUGUUGACGAUGCGUAAGAAUUGGCCAACAGCGUGCUUUUCUGUAAAUACAUGCCAGUUUAUUUUGUUUAAC